AUGUAAAUGACAUCUACCCUCUCCUUGAAUCUAGAUCAUAACAAAUCCUUUGAAAAUCCUAAAACAUCAACCCAAUUCGAGCAUCCUUUUAGAAGAAAAUCGUGUUAUUGUAAAUAAUGCGGAAAUCAGGGUCAUUUUCAAUUACAACACUCUAAUUUACCAACGCUAAAAGAAAUAUUAUUUAGUAAAUAGCAGAGGAUCAAAAGAAAGUAGAGCUUCGGCGAUGAGAUUAGGACUGAAAUUCCUAGUGAAUUUAGUUAAAUUGAAAGUGAAAAUGGAAGACGAAUUAGGUAAACCUUUAGGUCAAUUUCAAUAAAGAAUAUAUAAACAUAAGGAGCACAAAGAUUUGAAUAAAUAUGCACAGAAAAGAGCAAAAAAUCAAAAAGAAAAAGCUGUGAAUGCAGCGAAUGUGGAUAACUUAAUACAUUCCAAAUAAAACAUAAAGAAUUAUCGAUUCUUAAAAAAGAGAGAAAGAUCAAAGAGUUUCAAAUCAAAAGAUAACGAUAAUUCUAAAAAUAUGGAUCCACAGAUUUUUAAACAAGCAAAAAAAUUAUUUAAAAGUCGAUAAUUUCUUCUCCUCACAGCCAAAGAUCAUUUUAGGUGAAACAAAUAAACGAAAUGAGAAGAACAAAAGAUAUUAACAAGUUAAUUAAUAAUAGGAUAUCAACAAGAGACUUAGAACAGCCUAAGUAGAAUUAAAGUAAGUUUUCAAUAAUUAACUCAUGUCAAUAAUUAGAUUCUCCAUAAAUUCUACAACACUAAAUUCGAAGAUAAAAUACUCAGAAAUACUCUUUGAUCUAAACUAAUAUAAAAUGGAAGAUUCAAUGA
This is a messenger RNA of Paramecium octaurelia, 828 nucleotides long. The record is from the annotation of a GenBank genome assembly. NCBI's taxonomy places the organism in Eukaryota, Ciliophora, Oligohymenophorea, Peniculida, Parameciidae.